AUGGACUACAGAAACAAAAGACUUGACUUGCAGAGAAAAUCUGAAACUUGGGCCAUUCAUAGUUCGGUUUUUAUUGGGUUUCAUCAACAUGGUUUAUUUAAAUUUUAAAAGCAUUCCAUAAAACCAUGAAAUAAAUGUUUUAAAAAUCAAUGUCUCGAUGUUUUACUCUGGUGUUGUAUUAAUCGAUUCAUAUUUUUACGAUAGAAGACUUUUUUUAAACAUAGUUUUUACAUUUUACUUUCAUAAUUAAUUUUAACUUUUUUUUUUUGUUCACGAAUUUAAAUAAAGAAAAUAAUACGUAUAUGAAAAUAAAUAAGACAAAUACUUGGCAAUGAUAGUAUUAUAAGCAUAUUUUAUAAAUCAUUCCAGAAACAUUCUAGGAAGUUUUUGAAUAAGAAUACAAUUUUAAUCCAUAUUAUAAUUUGCUUUUCUAUUUUUUUGAGUAUUAUUUUUAUUUAAUUUUGUAAAUAAUUUAAUUUAUGUAUCAUAGGUGGAAGCCGAAAAUAUGAAAAGUCCAAUUAAAAAUGAAGACUUGAAUGAGAAAAUCGAAAAACUCGACAACCAAAACAAAGAGAUCGAGUAUUUUUUCCAAAUAUCACAUCGUUUAUGAAAUGGUUUUUUUUUUAAAACUUAAACGCAUUUACAGGUCGAACAUUAACACCAUGCUUGAAAGCAUCAAAUUAGUCACAGCGAAUGUAGACCAGGACAGUCAAGAAUUGGACGCCGUAAAUAAAUCGGUCUUGAAUGCAGUCAUAGAGAGUGACCAGCACAUAAAUGCGUUCAAAAAUUUCUCAAAGAUACACUUGGACAAAAUUACCGGUGAUCUGAAAGCGAUUGAAGAACUGUUGAUAGAAUUGCAAAGCAAAGAAUGCGAGAAAUCUAUUGUUAGAAAAACGGUAAGAAUAUGUGCAGUGUGUUUUUCCUCAAAGUUGAGUAAAUGCCAUUUGAAAUAUUGUAUUAUUGGUUGAGUGUAAAUGUAAAUAAUACAAAAUUUAGUAGACCAAAAUAGAAAUAGUUAAGAAGAAUACAGAAUUUACAUUUUUUACCAAAUUAUUUGCUGAAAAUAAUAACUCAAGUUGCAAAAACAUGUCGCACAACUGAAAGCUUGUUUAUAUGAAAAUUAAACUGAAUUAUUUAAAAAGAUUGCAAAAAUAAUAUAUGUAUGUUAUGUAUAUACAAUAUAUAUACAGUAUGUCCCACCAUGUUCAAUGGAUUUUUCUAAAGCUAUGAUUAAUGUUAAAUAUUUUUCAUUUUUUUUUUUUUUUUUUUGUAACGUUUUGCGUAAUCACGUUUUACAUUGACAACAAAAUAAUCAACAUUAUUAUCAAAUUUGAAAUAUUGAUUAGAUCGAAAAGGAAAAAAUAACUAAUUAUUACAGUUUAGAUUCGGAGUAUUGCAAGAAUUCCAUUGGUUUUAUGUGUAGUCUUAUUUUAUAUUUUUACGGCUUGUGUUUUCUAUCAGAAAUAUUAUUUCGAAAGAAAAAAUAAUAAAAGACUUUUUUAGUUGAAUUUUUUAUAUAGUUAGUGAGUAGAAAAGUCGUUUUUUGAUUUUUUAUAAUAAUUUAUAUAGUUUUCAUAAUAAUUGAGAAAAUCCAAAAAAAAAAAAAACCUAGAAAUAACUGGGCAAUUUACGAAAAUAAUACUUUUAUAUUGUAAUUGAAUUAAAAAUUUCCGUAGAGAUUUAAAAUGUUGAAAAAUCUUCUUUUUUUUUUUUUAGAUUUUGUAAAAACAAUUANAAUUAAAAAUUUCCGUAGAGAUUUAAAAUGUUAAAAAAUCUUUUUUUUUUUUUAGAUUUUGUAAAAACAAUUAAUUUCGUCAAAAAAAAAUUUAAUUGAGUUACAUGUAGCAUUUUUUUUUUUUAUAAGAAUUUUAAUAUAAAAUUUUGACGUAAAUAAAAAAUGUUAUUAUAAAAUUGAUUUUUCAAAACACGUACGACCAAAUUUCAAUUCGAAUCGGAUUUCGUUAGCAAUGGUUGCUUACAAAUAUAAAUUAAAUAACUUUAUAUACCUAUCCUACCUUCCCAACUUCCCACCUACCACACUGACAAACCCGUCUCCAAUAACAACUUUUUUUUUUUAACAAGUUAGAUAUUUGAAUAUAUUUUUAAGUAACACAUAUGUUAUUCAGAAAUGUAUUCUGAUUUUAAACCAACCGAUUUAGUUUAAAAUUAUUAACAGUAGCUUAUCGACUUGAUUUAAAUUUAAUAAUUUUUUAUUAAACUAUUCAGUUUUUUAUAACUGAAUAUAUCAAAACUUGCAGCAUAAUAUUCAAUCGAUUGCAAUGUCAUUGUUCAAUUGAUAAUAUUGAAUCGUGUUUUUCAGGUGAUGGAUCAUCUAAAAACUCAAUUAUAUUCGACCAACAGCAACGUAGAAAUGUGUAUGAAAGAAAUGAAUAGUAUUAAAGACCAAACGGAUUGCUGA
Cinara cedri is the source of this 2419-nucleotide messenger RNA. Lineage: Eukaryota; Metazoa; Arthropoda; Insecta; Hemiptera; Aphididae. The record is from the annotation of a GenBank genome assembly.